Messenger RNA from Engraulis encrasicolus (European anchovy), 4094 nucleotides. It is a transcript of the gene armc2, whose product is annotated as armadillo repeat containing 2. Gene Ontology annotation, biological process: cilium organization; sperm axoneme assembly. Bases 162 to 2765 code for a protein of 867 amino acids. Gene Ontology annotation, molecular function: protein binding. The record is from RefSeq and is a predicted model, not a curated record. The transcript has 17 exons. NCBI's taxonomy places the organism in Eukaryota, Metazoa, Chordata, Actinopteri, Clupeiformes, Engraulidae.
GCAGGAGUGUCAGUUACUCUAUCUUAAGUACAAUUAGUCACACGACGAACGGCUGUUGGCGAAAAUGAAAUACAAUCACAGUAUUACAGGGUCUGUCUGAGGUCAUGGUGAGGGCUUAACCACUUUGGCUCGGUACCACCUGAAUCACUUUUUUUGGUUGGAUGAUGGAACGAAGACGUGGUGAGACCCGACGCCCGUUCUACCGGGCCGGUGCCGGCACUGCCACGAGUCCCGGUGCCGUCCCCAAGACCAGUGCGGAGAUCGUGCAGGAGGCACGGCAGUCGCUGAGGACCCUGUGCACCCGACGACCCUUCACCCCCAGGGAGGAGCAGCGGCAGCUGUUUGGGGAGGGCUCCUCGCGCCCUCGAGAUGCACGGCCCCCCUCCUCAUUCAGUCUGCAUGCCCGCAACUUUGAAGCGCCAGACUCCAGACCGGGUUCCGGAACCCGCCUCUCUCCACUUGAUCACAAACCCAGGCUUCUGGCUGCCAUGCGGGACGGGGGUGCCCCGCAGGAGGGGGCUGAUGACGCUGUGGCGCUGGUCGUGGCAGGAGUGGCGGCGGCAUCACUGCCCAAGCCUCCCGCUGAGCAGACAGACGGCCGGAGCAGGAAGGGCCCGGGGGCCGCCAGAGCCAGGCUGCUACGCGCCGGAUCCACCUCCAGACUCCUACCGCCAGUCAGCCCACACACCGAGGGUAAGAGAGAUGGAGAGAGAGGCUGCAGAGGCAAGAUAUCUCUGGCAGACCCAUCAUCAGAUCCCCCACCUGCAGGAGUCAGCAGCAGUGGAGCGAGAGCAGGUAAAGAGUGUUCCAAUGGGGAUGCGUCAGGAACAGGAAGUGAUGUCACAGAGGAGGCCCUCUGGAAUUUGGUGGUAUCGCCACUCCUCCAGGAGUUCGAGGCCGUUGCUACAGGAGGGAGUGCAUCUGAGGAGGCUGUGAGACGUGUGUGUGAUGCGUGCUCCAGUCUGCACGCCGCGCUGCAUGAGAGGGGCAUGCUGGGUAGGCGUCUGAGGAGGAGGGCCGUGCUGCUGCGCUCCCUCUUCAGGCUCAUAGACCUCGGCUCCGACCAGCUCAACCUGCAGCUGGCUAAACUCAUACUGGCUCUGAAAGUGAGUGGAAAAAACCUGCUGAACAUUUGCAAGCUCAUCUUCAAAAUCAGCCGCAGCGCCAGCAACGAUGCCCUUUUCCAAAACAACUCUAUCAUAGACUCGUUGCUGGAGCUGCUGCGCUGCGAAGAGGCGAGUGUGAGCGUGAGUGUGUGUGGCGAGGCACUGCUCUACUGCGUGGCCACCCUCAAGUUCCUGUCGGGAAACAGCGCCCUCCGCAGGCUGAUGCUGGAGAAGGACUGCCUCGCCACGCUCAGCCAGCUCACCACACACACACUCACACUCACGCACACAAACAGCCAACACACACAAACACACAUGCCGGCGAGGCAGGAGAACGCUGGUGGUGCCACCUCCACGCACACUACGGCUGGACAUAUUCUUGUGCAGCUGACAGCGACCUUGAGGAACCUGGCGGACGUGUCUGAGUCUCGGCCGUGCUUCAUCUCCACUGGUCUCCUGGGCCAGCUGACUACAGUCCUACAGCACCAUCACGCCGACACAGACGUCUGCACCAACGUGGCACGCAUAUUCAGCAAGCUGUCCUCCUAUAACGAGUGUUGCCUGGUCUUGGCAGAGAUUCCUGGUUGCUGUAGGAUAUUUAUAGACCUGUUGGGCAAACACAGCAAGAAGCAGGACCUGGUGGUGCGCUUGCUGUUCACUCUGGGCAACCUGGCGUCCCGCAGCCCUGAGGCUCGAGAGCGCAUCUACGAGGAGAAGGGCGGGGUGGACACCCUCCUCCGCCUCUUCCGCUCCUACCAGGAGCUGCUGCCCCGCCCCUCAGGCCCCCAGGGGCCCCCCUCGGCCCUCUGUCCUCCUCCUCCUCCUCCUCCUCCCCUAUCCUCUUCUCCUCUUGGGGUCUCGGGGAGGGAGGAGGUCCUGGUGAAGCUGAUCCGAGUGUUGGCCAACCUCUCCCUGCACCCCUCCGCGGGCACAGCCCUGGCCGCCAGCAACGACUGCCUGGACCUGCUCCUCACCGUCAUGGAGCGGAGUUCAGUAGAGCAGAGUGAGGAGCUGAUGGUGAAUGCUGCGGCAGCCAUCAACAACCUGUCCUUCUACCAGGGAGAGAGCUCGGUGGUGCGCAGCAGGCACACACACAUCUCCAGCUUGAUGUUGAGGCUGCUGCUGAGCUCCAGUAUGGCGGCGGUGCUGGAGGCCACUCGUGUGUUUGGGAACCUCUCGCAGAUACCCGCCGCCAGGCUCUUCAUCAUGGAACACAAAGUGCAUCAGUUUGUGGUGACUCUGCUGGACUCCAAGAGCUCGGACGUGUGUUUCUCCGCGUGCGGCGUGCUAAUCAACCUCUCAGCAGAGCCGCACAACAGACACGCGCUGAGGCAGGAAGGAGUUAUACUCAAGCUGGGGGAGUGCUUGCGGGACUUUGGGCCCAGUGAUUGGCAGCUGGCCGGCCUGGUGUGCCAGACCCUGUGGAACUGCACGGAGGACAGCAUUCAGAAUGGCACCGAGGAGCUGCUCCACACACUCGCUCUGUACCUAGACGAGGAGGAGGCUCUGUCCCCCUGGUGUGACGAGGCCAUGCGGGAGCUGCACCAGGUCUGCUGGGAGACAGAGUUCUGGCCCGUCGCCCAGAGGCUGCAGAGGAGGAUCCUGAACCUGCCCGCCACCGCCACGCCCUCCCACCGAAUCACACAAGAGCCUGCUUGAGCUGAGCUGAACUCAGCUGAGUUUGGUUAAAUUGGACUGUUGAGUUUGGUUAAAUUGGGUUGGGUUGGAUUGGAUUAAGUUGGGUUGGAUUAAGUUUGUUGAGUUGGGUUGGAUUGGCCUCCAGGGGACUAUUCCAAAGACCUGGCUUGGUAGUUAAGUUAACCUUGAGGUAGUAGUGGUAAAUCACCUAAUAGAAGAGCCUUAAGAUUUCAUUUCUUUAACUAAAUGACACAUUUGGGCUGUCUGUUAGCAGUUUUACCACUUCCUGUAGGUUACUUAGCCAGGUUUGUUACUUAACCAUGUCCUUGGAAUACCCCUCGCCCAGUUCCUGCAUUUCUUUGACUGGGUGUUAAUGUGUGCAUUCCAAUAUGCAGGCUCCCGUCCUCCACUUGUGCUUGUGGCCUCGCGUUUCCACAAAAACGUUUCCCCGCAGUCAGCCUUGCCACAACAAUUUUUGGGGAACUGUUAUUCAUUCACCAUCUCGAUUGAAAAUGAGAAAGUGACAUUAGAAUUGUGCUUUUGCAAGAUAUUGAAUUAAUUUACUGUUGUCAGAGAUGUCAUCUUGUGCUCACAAGCAUGCAAAGGGAGGACGGGAGUCCGCAUAUUGAGUCUUGUGUUUACACCUCUACCACCAUGGGACGUCACUCUCCUUCUCAGGGCGCGCUCUGCACUUUAAUAGCUUUGGGUUUUUUUAUUAGUACUGUAUGGAUCGUUAAUUAUGGGUUUACUCCAGGUACACAUAAAAAAAUGCUGUGUUAAUAAUUACACAGUUAGAGAGAGUACACUGAGACCAAACACACUCUAGAGGAUGUUGAAUUAACUCUCUAAUGCCUCUUUUCCACUGCCGGUUUUCUGGUAGGCCUACAGCACGACUCGGCGCGACUCAGCCGCCACUUUUUGCUUCAUGAUUGAUCUGUGUUGUGCCUAUUCGAAAAGCAAAAAGUGACAUCCGAGUCGCGCUGUGUGGAGCUGUAGGCCUACCAGAAAACCGGCAGUGGAAAAGAGGCAUAAGUGUUGCAUUGAUGCUGCAUUUUUUUUUUUUUUACUGUGUAGUGGUUUGUGCUUCUGACUGAAUGUGAACAGCUUUGGGUGAACAGGUGUAACUGAUUACGUACUGAUUGCACUUUAUUGUAAAAAAAAAAAAAAAAGGGUGGGAAAAAGGAAAUGAAAGAACAACAUGAAAAAAAAGAAAAUGGUGGAAGUGAUUUGGAAGUCAUUGUGUGUUUUGUAGUUGCCUUGAUACAAAGGGCUGAGGAACAAUAGGGUUUUUAUGGUUUAAUCUGGGGAACACAAGGCCAGGGUUUUGUAUUGUUUAAUCUAAAUCUGUGU